CACCAGUGAGUAAAGCUGCUUGGUCUGGCGUUAGAGAUGCACUGGCGGUAGGAUCGAUGUGUCCUCAACUUGACAACAAUGAAGCGUCUGGGGACGAGGACUGCCUCUACCUGAAUGUCUUUGGUCCAGAGACAGCCCUGCAGAAAGAAGAACUUAAACCUGUAAUGGUAUGGAUCCACGGUGGAUGUUUCACAUCAGGCUACGGUCAGGGCGCGACACCUAAUUACUACGUGGACCAAGACGUCAUCCUCGUCAGCAUAAACUAUCGUCUCGGACUCCUGGGUUUCCUAAGCACAGGGGACGAAGUCGUCCCAGGAAACAUGGGCCUUAAAGACCAGACAGAAGCACUUCGCUGGGUACAGAGGAACAUAGCAGCGUUUGGUGGUGACGCACAAAAAGUAACCAUUUUCGGCCAAAGCGCUGGAGGAGCCUCGAUUCAUUAUCACGUCGUAUCUCCGCUGAGCACGGGUCUGUUCAAGAACGCAAUUUCGAUGAGUGGGUCAUCGUUGAAUCCAUGGGCAUUUUCCAGAAAUGCAACAGACAGAGCAAUUCGAUUUGCUCAACAUUUGGGAUACACAGGGAAAACUUCAAGUGAUCUUGUAAAUUUUCUGAAAAAUGUGGAUCCCUCAACGCUAAUAAUGGAUCAAAAGGUGGCUCUUUCGGAAGAGGACAGCAAAACAUUGUUCACCUGUGUUUGGGUGCCCAGUGCAGAGCCGGUAAACGAUGGGGCUUUUCUGACGGAAGAGCCGUGGACAGCUUUGUCGGAAGGGCGCUACAAUCUGGUUCCCUUCAUGGCUGGCAACACUGACCUAGAGCGAGUUGGACACACUCAGCCUGGAGGUUCAUUAUCCACGGAGGCCAAAAUAGAGAACCUGAACGAGAACUUUGGCGAAAUUGUGGGCUGCGAUCUACGACUUCCAACGAAGGAAGAGCGUGUGGAAGGGGCAGAGUCCGUCAAAAAAUUCUACUAUAACGGCAGCGACAUCACACUCAAGGACAACUACACCACCGCUCUGUUCGACUCACACCUUUUCUUCGUGGAGGGAGUGGACGCCGCCAUCAGGAGCAUGUCCCGGUUGACCUCGCAGCCUGUCUACUACUACCAGUUUUCGUUCGUCGGUCCCCUCAGCGCGUAUCCUGGCGGCCCAGGAGCAGCACAUGCCGAUGAUGUGCACUACAUGUUCACAUCGCCCAUGGCUCUGGAUCCUGAUACGGAUGGGGGUAUUAUCAGAGCUCAGAUGAUAGAAAUGUGGGCUAAUUUUGCCAAAUAUGACAAUCCAACGCCGGAACAGACUUCGCUGCUGACGGAGACGUGGAAGGAGUACGACGAAUCUACCCCAUACUACCUGGAGAUAACGAGACCUCUUCGCCUUAAAACAAACUUGUUUGAGCCGUACAUGAACUUCUGGCUGAACCUGCUGCCGUCGUAAACACACAUCAGAUUUAAGCGUUGUGUGAAUGUAACAAUUCAGUAUGAGUUGUUGG
Messenger RNA from Schistocerca cancellata (South American locust), 1485 nucleotides. RefSeq names its product bile salt-activated lipase-like. Lineage: Eukaryota; Metazoa; Arthropoda; Insecta; Orthoptera; Acrididae. The transcript is spliced from 9 exons. The record is from RefSeq and is a predicted model, not a curated record. The coding region runs from base 57 to 1430 and encodes 457 amino acids.